CAGAGCAACUUGUUCCACAACACAACCAAAACAACACAAUGUUGUGCUCAAGUAAGUUUCUUUGGGCCAUUGACAAUAUACGUACGUGACUAACCGAUCUACAGUCUCUGGCCAGGCGCCGCAACAGCCAGUCGCUUCCUCAAAAUCAGGUAAGAUUCACAGGAUAGCCUUGAGAAGGCGAGGCUGACCCAGUACUGCUAGGCAACAUCUACGAGAAGCGUCUGAUUGAAGCAUACAUUGCAGAGAACCACAAGGACCCUGUCAAUGGAGAAGAUCUGGAGCUUACCGACCUCAUUGACCUCAAAUCUGCCCAUAUAGUCACUCCAAGACCACCAACGCUCACAUCAAUCCCUGCACUCCUGUCCGCCUUUCAAACUGAAUGGGAUGCUACGACCCUUGAGGCCUUCAAUCUGCGACAUCAACUAAAUAUAACACGUCAAGAACUGGCAACUGCUCUAUAUCAGCAUGAUGCUGCUACCCGCGUCAUUGCUAGGUUGACAAAGGAGCGAGAUGAAUCUAGAGAUGCACUGUCUAAGGUUACAGUUGGCGCAGGUGUUGCGGGAAGCGAUGCUAUGCAGAUCGAUAGCUCAGGCAUACCAGAGCAUUUGGUUCUAGCGGUUCAAGAAGCCCAAGUGAAGUAUGUGCCCCACCUCAAUGGCUGAUUGACUAUGCUAAUAUGUUCCAGGCUUUCUAAGGGUCGGCGAAAGCGAACAGUGCCUAAGGACUGGGUUAAUGCAGAAGCAAUCGGAAAAUUUGGUGUCGCACAUGCCUCUGACUCACUCUCUGGCGGAGCCAAUUUUCUUGCUCUUGAUGAGACCAGCGAACUUGCAAUUGUUGGUGGGGCUGAUGGAUACGUUCACAUAUAUUCUGUUACAGAGCAAAACACCGUCAAUACGUACAGAGCUGAGGCUGCCGUUACUGAUGCAGUUUGGUAUGGAAAGUAUCCUGUUGUCUCAACGACCUUGGGUACUGUACAUGUAUUUGGAAAGGAGAAGGUCAUGUUCACAGCCCACGCGGGUAGAGUCAACAGCAUCGACAUUCAUCCCACUUGUGAUAUACUGGCUUCUGUGGGUGUGGAUAAGAGCUUAAUUUUCUACGAUUUAGAAGCAGGAAAGGCUAUGAAGCAGGUGUAUACUGAUUCUGGUAUGUUGCCUAAUUUUGGGUGCCCCUUUUCUGAUAGCAAGCCAAUACUGACUGGUUCUCCUAUAGAACUGACAACGGCUACCUUCCAUCCUGAUGGUCAUGUAUUCGCAGCAGGAGGAGCUGACGGCCAGAUCAAAAUGUUCUACGUGGAGAACGCUGAGAAGGCGGCUAUCUUUGAGUUAGGCGGCCCUGUCCAAGACCUCGUAUUUUCGGAGAAUGGCAUUUGGUUUGCUGCUGUAGCCAAAGGCUCGACCACUGUAGUGAUCCUUGACAUCAGAAAGCCCGAAUUGCCAGAUGAGGUGCGCUUGAAGGAGUUGGAGAUUGGUGGACCAGUUGACACUAUUGACUGGGAUUACACCGGACAGUACGUAGCUGCCGCUGGACCUCGUGGUCUGACGGUCGUGAAGUACACCAAAAGCAACAAAUCUUGGUCUGAUGUCAUCAGCAAUGCUGUCCCAGCUGUUGCUAUUCGAUGGGGUUCCAAUGCCAAGACUUUGGUAACAGUCAACAAGUCGGGCGUUAUCGCAGUCCUUGGAGAAAUUUGAAGAAAGUUAAUUUGGAGUUUGGUGGCAUUUGGAUUUUUUCUCUCUCUCCCAUGAGCAAAAGCAAAAUUCAGGGUUUUCUCUUCCCAGAAUGUUACUGUAAUAUUAGCGCAAGAAACAUAGGCGGAGCGAUACUUGUACGCAGG
Molecule: messenger RNA, 1831 nt
Organism: Hymenoscyphus albidus
Lineage: Eukaryota; Fungi; Ascomycota; Leotiomycetes; Helotiales; Helotiaceae
Source: the annotation of a GenBank genome assembly